GUCAGGCUGGGCCACGGACAAGCUGAGGGCUGGGGGCGGGAGGAGGCGCAGAGACACCACGCACCCACCCAGGGGAGCAUAGAGAGGAGAGAGCGGGGCUAGAGGGGCUGCGGGUUGUGGAGGACCGAGAGGGCUGCGCAGAGAGAGCCGGGCUUCAGCGUAGUCUGGGAUGUGGGGGCUGGCCUACCUUGGGGCAAGGAGCUGGGGCUUCGAGGGUGGGGCGGGGGAAGAGGGUUAGGAGGGGAUUGAGAGGACCCUCCCACUAGGCUGGGGCCUCCUCACCAUGGAGUGGAGGGAGAGGGCGGAGAGCAACUUGGAAGGAAGACCGGCGAGUGAGCGAAGGAGAGGAGAGAUCCGAGACCGCGCCAGGCCCCUCCCGGCUGAGGGGGAGGAGGCUUUGGGGGCUGCUGGGAUCAGGGAAGACUUCUUGGAGGAGGCGGCCUGUGCGCUAAGCUCGGCCUCCGAGGGGCCAGCUCUCUGUCCUGAUGCAGCUGCUGCCCCCAGCCCCCCUCGUCCAUCCUGCAGAAGGCCAUGGAUGCGCCUCCUUCAAAGGCGGCCUCUUUUCCCAAGCCAGAACCUUCGGCCUCUGCUAUCUCACCGUCCCCCAGGCCGGGCCGGUACCUGCUCAUUGAUGCCAAUGGGGUCCCUUAUACCUAUACGAUGCUGGUGGAGGACGAGCCCCCCCGGGCCAGCCCCAAGGGGGAGGCAGUCAGAGGAGAGCUUGGCCCUGGGUGCCCAGCGGCCCCUCGGAAGGGCUACAGCUGCCCCGAGUGUGGCCGGGCCUUCGAGAGCCCCCUCAGACUGCAGAGCCACAGGAUCUCCCACUCGGACCUCAAGCCUUUCAUUUGCGGGGCCUGCGGGAAGGCCUUCAAGCGCUCCAGCCAUCUGUCUAGGCACCGCUCCAUGCACCAGCCUGGGGGCAGCCGCUGCCACGCGUGCCCUCUGUGCCCACGACGCUUCCGAGAUGCCGUAGAGCUGGCGCAGCAUUUCAGGGACCACUAGGGGCUGAGGGAAACGUCUUGCCUAGAGGCAGCCCAGAGCACCAGAUCGGGAGGCCUAGGACCUGGGUUCGAAUCCUGACGGCAGCUACUGUCCAGGUGGUCCCAUUGCUAAUUCCAGGCCUCUGUUUUCUCACCCCUAUGGGGGGGGGGGCAGGUGGAGGGUGUGUGUGUGUGUGUUGGAACAGAUGUUUCCUGAAGCCCCUUCUAGCUCUAGAUUUGACCAUCUGAGAGACCCUCCCUCCCUCUUCAGCCUCCAGAGACACCGGGGAGGAGGCCUCUGGCCAGCCUUAGGAAGGGUUUUGGGGUGGUCCCCUCUGCGAGGCGCCGGUUGGGGGAGUGACCCUCGGAGCCAGGCCACUGGGCCUGGUUUGUGAAGGACUUGACCAGAACAGGAUUAGAAUUCUGGACCCCCGUGGUUUGCGGGCUGGGGUGGGGGCCCUAGCGCGGGCCUUGUCGUCUGAGCCUCAGUUUCUUGCUCUGGCAGUUAAGGGGGUUGGAUAGGAGAUCUCUAAGCGCCCCGAAUCUUCUUGUGGAGGAUUCCACAACGCAUUCCUGGGGCCCUGGGUUUGUAUCUCUCCUACUUCGAAUAAACGGUCUUGGAUCUGA
Dromiciops gliroides (monito del monte) is the source of this 1607-nucleotide messenger RNA. It is a transcript of the gene ZNF580, whose product is annotated as zinc finger protein 580. Gene Ontology annotation, biological process: regulation of DNA-templated transcription. The transcript has 2 exons. Gene Ontology annotation, molecular function: RNA polymerase II cis-regulatory region sequence-specific DNA binding; DNA-binding transcription factor activity, RNA polymerase II-specific. The record is from RefSeq and is a predicted model, not a curated record. The coding region runs from base 532 to 1002 and encodes 156 amino acids. Lineage: Eukaryota; Metazoa; Chordata; Mammalia; Microbiotheria; Microbiotheriidae.